AUGACGUCAUGCGCUCGGACCGAGCCGUGACCUGCUGCUCCGGCUAUGCUAGAGGUCCGUACCAACAUAUGUUCCCUAUAAAAUCCAGUAAAUACCCGUUAUUUAUGAAAUAUAACGCAAUAAACGAUACUGGUGUAGUGAUUAUAGAAGGUAACCAGCGCAGCAGCAGUGAUUCUCAUGAGCGGCAAUCGGUAUUUAGUAGCGCAUGUUUAUAUUUUAAGUUUACCUCAGCUAGCUGGCUAGCUAACUUAAGCAUGUUUUCCAGCUAACCAAAAGUGAAACUGGAAUAUGAGCUACAUGGUUGCAAGCUUUCGGAGUUUGUCUCUAAGUUAACUCAAUCGAGCAGCAGCAUGACCCUCAUCAUCAUGGACUCCUGAAAUCCUUAGGCUUCAGCGACUCAUCCGGUCGCUGGUCGUUGUUUGGGACGAGGUCACCUUUCAGCCUACAACCUGUCUGACCUCCCAAGAAGAGGGAGCGAGCAGAUGGGGAACUGUUGCUGUCGCCCUGAGAGUCCCUGUGGCAGUACGGAGGAAAGAAGUGGUUUGCUGGAAGAUGACCCGAAGGCCACUGGGCCUACAGGUGAAACACUUGUGGUGGGCAACGGUGGUCCUAAAAAAGAUGACAUCAGGAAAGUGCCUGACGAGGCCAAUAAAAAGGUGGAGGAGGCUGUGCAGGUGAAGCAGAGUCCUGAGGUUGCAGAGAUGAAGCGUAAUAACAUUGAAGAGAAUGGGCCCUGUCAGAAGGCGGUCUUACAAACAGCAACGCCUUCUUCCAGCAAAAAGUCUAAACUCAAAGAAAACUCCACCAGAGCAGAAGAUAACAGUGUUAAGGACCGUCUUGCAUUCAGUGGACAAGCUGAACUCCUGCAAUGCCAUUGUUACUCUCCACAGAAAGAACACACCACAGCUGUCUCGGAGGCAUCAAAAGAAGAAAACCCAGCAUUGCAGGACCAAAUCCCUGACAGCAGCUCUCUAACAGCAGAGGCAGUUUGCCCUGAAAACCAUACUGAGACAAACCCAACAAGAGAGCAUAAUACAUUGGUCACUACACAUGAUGAAGAAGUGGGCUCCAAAGUCACUAUCGAAAACAAUGUAUUCGAGCCAUCAGGGGAGUCUUCUCAAAACAAUGAAGUGUUAUCUGUGCCAAAGACUCCGCUCGCUGCAGCACCUUGUCAGGUGUCGUCCAUCUCGGGGGUCAGUCAGGAGAGCGGCAAAGCGUCUCCGAGCUGUGCUGUGACAGAGGAUUCAGAAAAAGUGAAUUAUUCAAUGUGCGAAGAGGCCGGUCCUGAUGUCGUACACAUCCACGAUGUCUGUGAGUCUCCUCCUGAAUCAGAGCCCACGGGACUCGACCACUGUGUUGAGGAACGAGACUCCGCCGACUGCGACUGGGAGCCAGAGCCCACAGCCGCCGGUAGCAGGAGCUCAAAGUUGGAUCAGGAUGCACAGCCAGAUCUUGGUUGUACAGCUACGAGCUCGAAGGAGGUCACUUCCUUAGAGAACAUCAAACAGGAUAUUGGAGAGGAAAUGAUGCCUAAAGGGCAGGAGAAAGAUCAAGAUGUUCCCAAAGCAAAGGAGAACGAUGAGAUUAAGAAGGAGGCGGAGAAGAAUCCCACAGAGGCCGAGACUCAGGCUGGGAAAGAUUCUGAGAUUCAGGAGGUAACUGGAAAAGAGGAGCAGCUGGCAGGGAGCACAUCCACGGAAGGAAAGGCCGAUGGGAUACCUGUCACAGAGAAGGACGACUCUGCGGAAGACGGCCUGGGGAACAGUGAAGAAGACCUGUACAGAGGAGCUGAGGAGCUGUCAUCGUCACCUGAAACUGCGUUUUUAAAGGUGGAGGACCGAUGCAGUUUGGCCCCGGCGGUGGAUAUUCUGUUUUACAGUGAGCGAGAGUGGAAAGGAAAUACUGCCAAAAGUGUUCUCAUUAGAAAGGGUUAUAAAGAGAUGUCUCAGAGGUUUGGCAGCGUGAGGAGAGUCAGGGGGGACAACUACUGUGCCCUCAGAGCCACGCUGUUCCAGGUGCUCUCCCACAGCACCCAGCUGCCUGCAUGGCUGCAGGAGGACAUGCUUCUGAAGCAACUUGAGGCCCAGGAAGGUCUGAUAAGUCAGUGGACAUUUCGUGGAGAAUGCCUGCAGGGAGAUCGGACAGAAGAUGCCGCUGUGCAGCUGAAAGGCUACAUUGAGCUUCUCCGAAAUACGUGGCAGGCAGCAGUGGACUGCUCCUCCGCUGUGGAGCGGCAGCAGCUUUGCGAGCGAGUGUUUCAGGGAGGAGAAGAGGAGCUGGGGCUGCUGGAGGCGCUCAAGCUGCUGAUGCUGGGUAGAGCGGUGGAGCUGCACAGCCGCAUGCAGGGUGGCGGAGACAUCCCGCUCUUCUGCUGGCUGCUGUUUGCUCGGGACUCAUCUGACUGUCCGCGCUCCUUCCUCUCCAACCACCUCAGCCACGUGGGCCUCAGCGCCGGGUUGGAGCAGGUGGAGAUGUUCCUGCUGGGCUACGCCUUGCAGUGCACCAUUCAAGUUUACAGACUGUACAAGGCAGACACAGAGGAGUUUAUCACCUACUUCCCAGAUGACCAUAAGGAUGACUGGCCGUCCGUGUGCCUCGUCACUGAGGAUGACCGCCACUACAAUGUGCCAGUUGUAGAAGCUGUAGAAGAACUACACAAGCGGCCCAACUCGAGCUGAUUGCCACUGCAGAGAAGUCUCCUGCCAUACAAACAAAACACUCCUCAGGUCGAUCAAGGUGAAUAGAUUUUCGCCAAUUGAAGGAAUAGUUUGACAUUUUUGGAUAUUUGCUUUCUUGCUGAGCGUUAGAUUAAACACUGGCUAGCUUAGCACAAAGACUGCUAAGCCGACUGGGUGCUUGGUAUAGCUUCAUAUUUAGACUUUAGAGUUGAAUCGAUCUAACUCGCAGCAAGAAAGCGAAAAAGCAAAUAUCCCAAAAUAUAAACUAUUCCUUUAAAAAAAUAUGCUGAUUUGAGACCCUGUACAAGAUGUGGUUUACACGCUUUUGUACACACUGUACUGUAUACAGAGUUUUCUAUUUGAGUACAUGUACAUAUGUGCAUCUGAUACCGCAUGGUCAUCUCAGUUAAGUCCAAAUUAGUUUGCAGGGUGUCAUUUUGACUUCAAGGCAGGGAGGAAAAAUGCCCAGAUUUUCUCAGCAACCUUCUUUUGUUUUAGAUUUUUCUCUUUAAAAUCCUGAUCAAAACUCAAUGGAGCUGCCAACAUAAAUGUUGGUGUUUACACUGGAAUUUGGGCACUUUAAUUUGUGUAUUAUUUUAUUCUGUUUCAUUUAGUCAAAAAGUCAAUUUAAAAUUAAGUGUGUGUCUGUGUGUGUGUGCGUGGGUGGGUGGUGUAAGGUGUUGCCUUUAACCAAGCUGUUCUGAGUGGAAAAACAUGCCAAUGUUGCUGCAAAUACUGGCAACAGUGCCAGCCACUGGAUUCAGUAGUAAAUGCUUGCUUGGUCCUCCAUGUUGCCUUAGAAAUAAUGCACAAUAAGAAUGAAUGUUGGUUAUUAGUGAUAAGAGGCAAUUUUCUUAAGGAGAUACAUUAACAGUAAAACAUUGAUUAUGCCAUUAGCAGGAAUGUUCUUUCUCCAUCAGAUUUUUGGAUGGCAUUUAGAUACAAUUAAAGUACAAUUUUUCAAGGUAUUUUUCUGUUGUUGUAGCUUUUCCAAAUUUUAUGAGAACAUUUCCGAAGAUACAGAAAAGACAUAUUACGUCUGUUUGGGGUUUUGUAGACUCCAUCUGUAAAACAUGGUUGAAUACAAUGGAUUUUCCUAUGAUGUGUG
This is a messenger RNA of Etheostoma spectabile (orangethroat darter), 3786 nucleotides long. RefSeq lists its product as uncharacterized. Gene Ontology annotation, biological process: protein linear deubiquitination. Gene Ontology annotation, molecular function: cysteine-type deubiquitinase activity. Bases 483 to 2678 code for a protein of 731 amino acids. NCBI's taxonomy places the organism in Eukaryota, Metazoa, Chordata, Actinopteri, Perciformes, Percidae. The record is from RefSeq and is a predicted model, not a curated record. Gene Ontology annotation, cellular component: cytoplasm. The transcript is spliced from 11 exons.